AUGAUCAAAAAUGUUAGGAGGGAAGAUGUUCAAGUUGAUACGGUGAGUACUGAAGACACAACUCUGAAAAAAGAAGAAAUUACCAAGCAGACCGGCCACAGAAUAUCUCCCCUGCUUGACUCGUUUGCCGUACAAUUAGCAUACUCUGGAAGUGAAUACUAG
Messenger RNA from Plasmopara halstedii, 162 nucleotides. RefSeq lists its product as uncharacterized. NCBI's taxonomy places the organism in Eukaryota, Oomycota, Peronosporomycetes, Peronosporales, Peronosporaceae. The transcript has 2 exons. The record is from RefSeq and is a predicted model, not a curated record. The coding region runs from base 1 to 162 and encodes 53 amino acids.